AUGGAGGACGGACCAAUUGGAAUUGGCAGCCCCUUCUCAGCUGGGGGCCCAGGCCUCCAGGGCGAGGGGGCCAAGGAAGCCUGGCUGUUGAGUGCCUUUGGCAGAAAACAGCCCCCUCCCUGGAACAGUGAGACUGGAGGCAGGGGUGUGGAGGUGGAGGUGCGAGGCAGUUAUCAGCCUGCUAGUGGCUUCCUGUUGGAGGGCUCCCCCGAGGAUGACCCCGAGGCUCAGAGAGGGCCAGGGAUUGACAUGAGGUCUCGUGGGUGCUCAGUUCCUGGCUUUGGCCCCCACUUCUACCACUGGCUGAAGGCCUCCCUUUCUCCCGACAUUGUGAGGGUACCAGGUGAGUACCCGGGCUGUCUACCUCACCCUGGUUACGUGAUCACUGGGCCAAAGGUGGGCCUGAGGGGUUGGGGAGCAGCAGACGCCUUUAAAGAAAACCAGCUUGGGGAUGUGUGGUCAGACCCGCCCAAAGGUCUAGGUCCCCCAGACCUAGACAAAUGGCAGUUUGAUGCUGGGUCUGGGCCAGGGGACUCAGGGUAUGAGACAGCAACGAGUCACUUCUACCAGGGACAUUUCAAUGCCCUUGGGAACAAGGCCAGAGAGCAGAAGCACUUUCGUUUGUUCACUCUCCGAAAAGCUGCCCAAGUCAUGUUCUUGAAACUCUUACCCCAGGCUGUAGAUGCUACAAUUAUCCCCAUUCCGCCCCUGAGCAAACUGAGGCAGAUGCGCCUGCAGAAGUCCUACAGCCGAGUCAAGAUGAGGGUCUCUGCUCAGCGUUGUCGGAAGUGCAGCAUGGUCCUGUUUGAGGAGCUCAGGUUCAGCCAGGAAGGCACUGAGAGGGUUCUGGGGGGGGGGUCUGGUGGUGCAGAUUCUGCUGAGUGCUAUGGGGAAAGUGUGUCCCUUGGGGCCGCCCAAGAGGAGCCUUUCAGAGAGGCCCUUCUUGAUGGGCCUCACGAUGCUGAGAAUUGCGAGGGUCCCCGGAGUCUCCUGGUCAGCAAAGGCUUCCAGCACCUGGAGCUGACCCUCCUCCCUGACUCCCUGCAGGGCCUGAGCUGCCCCUCCCAGGCAGCUGCAGGGGGCGCCAGAGAGCAAGCGGGCCCAGGCUGGGAGGAAGUCCUUGCGGGACAUCCUGGAAAGUGGCCAGAGCGCUGCUGGAGGGGUGAAGCAUCACCAAAGCUGGUGUGGUCUGAGGAAGAGGACGGAGGGGGCAUGGAGAAGAAGGCUCUGGUCCCUGCCAGGCUGAGCAUCUCGAACCCAACGCUGGCCUCGGAGCUGCCUGGGCCAUCUGGGCCAUCUGGAGGGGUUUUUCAACAAGUCACCAACCUCCUGAACAUUGUGGACGAAGAUGACCAGGAGAGCAACAGUCUGAGCAGCCAAGAGGGUCACGGGUCCAAGAUGCGCAAGGCGCUGGCCAGCAUGAUCAUCAUCCAGAAAGCCAAUGCGGAGCCCUCGGAGGUCAUGACCGCGCUCAUCCACAGCCUGCAGCUGGAAGAGAUCUCCAUCAAGCGGAAGGUCAGCAUCUACACUAUUCUCCAGGGCAUCAUUCAGCAGGAAGGGGAGCUGGACGAGGAGUGUGUGCAGACGCUGGUGAACCUCGCCUCCAGGGAAAUGCGGGAGAUCCAAGAGAUCGAGGGCUACUUACUGGCAGAGACAGCCAGUGACACAUUGGUGGCUCUGUCCCGAAACCACUUUAACCUUGUCAUGUAUGAGCUGCAGCACCACCUCAAACCCCUGAUCCUGACCGAUGAGUUUGUCCUCAUCACGUUAGCCAACUUGGCCAAUGCUAAUGUCUUCGAGUUUAUGCCCUACAUGGGGAUCACACUGGCCACCAUCUUCACCAUGUUGAGGCUGGCCAACGGGGCCAAGAUGCGCCAAGUGUUCUGCAGUGCUAUGGAGACGUUCUGUGAGGCGAUUCAGUUUUACCUAAAGCACUGGGAGGACAGUGUGUACCCCAUCAUGACCGGAGAACACUUCAUGAAUAAGCUUUUGCCCAUGUACCGCCAUUUUGUCACUGUGUGGCUCCGGAGUGAGAACACUGAGGUCAAGCUGGCCGUGAUCAAGUCUCUUCGUCCCAUGCUCAACCUCCUCCUGCCUAUUGAGGAGCUGCGGGAGCAGGUGUAUGACUACAUCCCCCUGCUCCUGGCAGAGUACCAGGGCAGUGUGGAGGCCCUCUUCAUCACCCAGAUCCUGAGGCAGAUCCUGGAGGUCUCUGUCUCCAGCAACACACCAGUCCCCAAAAUGCAGCUUCACACCAUCUUUACCGAGCUGCACAUCCAGGUCUGUUCCAAGGCUCCUGCCCUCCAGCAAUUCAGCAGUGAGAACCUGGCCGAAGUUGUGCAAUGCUUCAUCGCUCUGGCCCGCUCCUACCCUGAUGAGCUGAUGAAAUUCUUCCGUAACCAAAUGCAGACGGGGAAGGAGGCCAUCCGUGUGGGGACGCUGACCCUGCUUCGGGCUGUCCUCAGUGCUGAUGUGGCUGAGUUGAAUAGUAGAACCCUGCAUCUUGCUGUCAAGGUGGUUAGAAAUGCUCUUUGUGACCCCCGAGCCAAGGUGAAGCUGGCCAUUCUCCGGGUCAUUGGCCAGCUGGCCAUCUCUGGCUACCAGGAACGGGUCAGAGGCUGGGGCCUAAGAUACGUUUCCCUGCAACUUAUAUUAUCUACCUACAGGCUGAUGAAUCGUCAGGAGAGCUGUUCUCAGGCUGAUCUGGAAGAGAAGAUGGUUCAUAAGGUCACCAUGGACACUGUGAGGAUCAUCACAGCCUCUGUCAGUGGGGUGAUAAAUGAAUUUUGGCUGAAACUCCUGGGUUACAUCAUGGAGACAGAAUACACGGAGGCCCUCACACCUAUCUGCAUCAGCCUGACCAACCUGGCUGAGCGUCAGCGCCAGGAGAAAGAAUCGAACACGAAUGUGGGUUGGCGCGGACAAGUGGAACUCCCUGCUCCUCAGAAAUUGCUGGCCCGGCUCCUGGUGCUUCUCUCAGCCCCGUAUAAGGGGGAGGGCCGAGGUGUGGCCAUGCUCCAGCUGCUCAAGACCCUGCACCAGAAUAUUGCCCCUGCCAUGGCGGACCUAUGGGAAGUUGAGAUUCCUGCUCUGAUUCAGUACCUGGAAGAGCACACACAGUAUACGUGGAACCAAAAGACCUGGGAGGACAAGCUGAUCCAGUUUUUGAGAAACUCCCUCAAGAGAACGCAGGGGACCACAUGGAGCCUGCGCCUGAGCCGGGAGCUGAACCACCAGAUCGUCAGCUACGAGAGCCCCUCGGUGGAGAAGGCCUUCCUGUACCGGGCACUGGGCUUCACACUGGCCGCAGGGCAGGAGGCUGACAAGGUGGAGAUCCAGCUCAUGGAGCUGCUUCACAAGACAGAUUAUGGCAAUGACUUUGACCGGGAGGGAGCAAUUCUGUGCUUGGGACUCUGUGCCAGGGGUCAGGUGGUCACUGUGCUCCAUGUGCUCCAAGAGUUUGAAGAGAAAAUUCAAGAGACAGAGGAUUCCUGGCAUAUCAGCGCCUGGCGGAGCGAUCACCCCUGGAGGAGGGAGGUGGUGAAAAGUGCCCUCAUGGUGAUGUACAGCAGCGUGGCUGCUCACUGCCACCCGAGGAUGCUCCUGUCCUGUGUGGAAAAGGACAUCACCAAGAAGAUCCUGCAUCACUAUGCUACCAGCUGCCAGGAUGUGUCUCUGAAGCUAGCCUUCGUCCAGAGCAUCAGUCAGAUCUGUCUGGCCAUCCAGGCCUUGGGCAAGGUGGAUUUUGACUAUACCUACAAACCUGAGCUCACGACUAACCUCAUGGCAAUCCUGAAGAUGGAGCCGCUGGACUCACUGGUGUCUCCUGUGCGCUGCCUGACGAUGACUGCGCUCUGGCACCUCAGCAAACUGAGGCCUCCUUUUACCCUCGAGGAAAACCACGAGUUGAUGGACAGGAGCAUCCAAUGUGUAUUCCCUCUCCCUCCUCCAGGAGAGGACAGUGAACAGGUCAAGACUUUGUACGAGAACUCCAUGAGUGCCUUGAUGAGGCUGAUGCAAAGCCUUCUGGAAAGAGAGAUGGAUCCCAAGGGCCUCCAGGAGACCUUCCACCUGCUUGUGAAGUGGUUACACUCAGAGAAGGACUGGGAACGAGAGAGAGCGGUCAUGCUGAGCCUUCACCUCCUGCAGGUCUACAGGGAGGGCGUCACCAUCCUUAUACCCUUGAAAUCUGGCCAGUUUGGCACUCUGAUCGGACUCCUGGCUCCACAUACCUGUGACUCCCAAGUAAGGACCCGCCAGUCCACCAUUGAUGUCAUCUGCUGCCUUCUAGACCUCCAGGGUAAGGAGACAAGAAAUCAGUGGGACACGGUGACAGAGAAGCUGCUGCUGGACAUCAAAGAUGAGCUGAAGACGACCAACAUGGAGAAGAUUUACUCCCUGUCCUCCAAGAUCGCCAAGGUGAUUAGCAAGGAAGUUCGAUGGGAAGAGCUGGUCAUCCUUCUCCAGAGCACCUGUGAGAGCCUGGGGGCCACCAACCUCACCCAUGACAAGGCCGCCGUCACGUGGCUGAACACCAUCCUCAGGCUCCGGAGCCAUGAAUUGGAAGACAAGGUACCAGAGAUCUUGAGCACCAUCUUGGCACACCUGCCCUUGGUGCUUCAUCCAGAUGUGCGGCGCCCCCUGGUGGAAGCUGUCCUCCUGCUGGCUCACUCCUACCAGGAGCCGGUCAUUACCUCCCUCCUGAGGCAGCCUCUGCCUCUAGACAGCAACAUUACUGAGUUGUGGGAAGCCCUGGCAGAAGACUCUGCCUUUGCUCGGAAGAUCCUCCAGGCCCUGAUGGCCAGAAUCCAGGCCAAGAAAGCUCCCAGGAGCAGCCCAGCCUCCAAGAAGGACAUCUGGCGCCUGGCUGCUGUGGACCCUAUUACGGCGGUGUGUGCCCUCCACAAGAUCACCAUGGCGCUGGACAGCGGGGAGAAGCUUCAGGAUAUCUUUCCAGAGCUGUCCUGCACGGUCCUCCAGGAGCUGAGCAGCAGCACCGGGCCAUGGCAGACCUCGCUGACCCCAGACACCUGGGGAGUCAUCCGGACUGGAAACCUGCAGAACAAAAUCACGCCCCGCAGUCCUAACUGCAUCCUCCUCCUCCUCAAUACACCCCAGGGGCUCUCUACUGCCUCCAGGAGCAAGCUGCCCCCAGCCUCCUGGCUGUCCCGUGAGCAAGAUGCUCCAUCUCUGCUCUGGGCAUUUUCUCUGGCUUCACCCAGGCUCACCAUCAAAACCCUGCAGGGUGUGCUGAGCCGAGCUGGGAGUGAGGAGAUGAUGUAUAGCCUGGUAGACCAGGGGGUGUGGACCCUCCUGGAGGACCCCAGGACUCACAUCGAUGGAAUGUGUCUCCUGGCCAGAACCAUGAUCCUGCACAUCAGUGCUUAUAGCCAGAGGUUUGCGCAGCUGCUCCUCCCAGGCUUGGACUCUGAAUUCCUCCCCUGGCGUCUCAGCAGCACAGCCUUCUUCAUAGAACUCAUGUGUGACCCAGUUCUCUACAGAAAGAAGAUGCUGAAGUCCACAGUUCUAAAGCUGGCCAAGGGGGCCAGCCACGUGCACAGCACCCUGCGCCUGCUGUCCAUACGGGCCCUGGGCAACCUGGCCAUUGGGGCUCCCAGCAAGGUGAAACACUACCGGAAGCUUCUGCUAAAGAAGUUCCUGUGCUCGCUCAGUGACCCCCUCAGCACCCAGGUGAUCUCAGAGACCAUGGUGGCACUGACCAAGGUGCUGGGGCUGAUGGCUGAGGAAGACUUGGGCUCCUCCUUCGAGGUCAUCUCCAUGCAGUGCAGGGCUUUCUUCGAUGAUGAGAAUGAGAUGCUUCGCUUGCAGGCCAUCAUCCUGUUUGGGAAGCUCGCCAUCUGGGUAGGGAAGAAGAGGGACUUCUUCACCAUGGAGGUCAGGAAGAGCUGGAUCCCCCUGAUUCUCCAUCUGCAGGACCCCUGCCCAGAAGUGGCCAAGGCUUGUGAAACCACCAUUUGCUUGUGCAUUCCCUUCUGGGGCUGGAGGAGACUACAAAUGACCUUAGAGAAGUUUGUCAACCAAGGCACUGACCUGAGCCUCUUCCAGAUGGAAAUGUGCAGUUACCUGGCCAGGAAAGACCCUGCCCUCUUGGACACUUUUUGUGCAGAAGCCAUUGGCUACUAUGACAGCGAGUGGGCCAAGAUUAAGGCGGCUGCCUGCACAUUUACAGGGUACGUUCUGGAGCAGGUGGUUCCCCAGAACCUGGGGGAGAUGGACUUGGAGCGGCUGCAUCAAUGUCUCCAAGCGCUACAGAUGGACUCUGAGCCCAUUGUCCAGAGUGCUGCGAAGGAGACCAUUUCUCUUCUCCGGGGCAGGGAGCUAGAGAAGAGUGGGAACAUGCCUGCGAGCCUAGUGGAGAUGCCUGUUCCCUUAGAGUCAUAG
Messenger RNA from Trichosurus vulpecula (common brushtail), 6402 nucleotides. It is a transcript of the gene MROH2A, whose product is annotated as maestro heat like repeat family member 2A. The record is from RefSeq and is a predicted model, not a curated record. The coding region runs from base 1 to 6402 and encodes 2133 amino acids. The transcript is spliced from 51 exons. Lineage: Eukaryota; Metazoa; Chordata; Mammalia; Diprotodontia; Phalangeridae. Gene Ontology annotation, cellular component: cytoplasm.